This is a messenger RNA of Chaetomium fimeti, 3319 nucleotides long. RefSeq names its product WD40-repeat-containing domain protein. The record is from RefSeq and is a predicted model, not a curated record. The coding region runs from base 95 to 2971 and encodes 958 amino acids. The transcript has 3 exons. Gene Ontology annotation, cellular component: nucleolus. Gene Ontology annotation, biological process: positive regulation of rRNA processing; positive regulation of transcription by RNA polymerase I. Gene Ontology annotation, molecular function: RNA binding; protein binding. Lineage: Eukaryota; Fungi; Ascomycota; Sordariomycetes; Sordariales; Chaetomiaceae.
GAGACGGUCUGAGUGUUUGUCUUGAGGCAUUGGCUUGUGUUGUUUAGUUCAUAUCGCCGCUGUUCCAGUUCCUCCGCUGCGACCACAACACGGAAUGACCUCGAACAUGGACGUAAACGGCGAUACGGCGUCCCUGAAACGGAAGCGCGAACCGAAGGACGAUCCGAAACUAUCCCAAAAAAAGCACCGUCGGAAAUCAAAACUCCAAGAGAAUGCGACUGGGGAAGACGCUACGAAUGAUGCGACACUACAAAAAACCGACGGCGACCUUGAGCUUCUCGACGCAUCAUCACAAGCCCUAGCGGAACCUGGACGGGAAAGGCUGGCAUCAUGGAAACUGUCUAAGCCAAUGGGUGGGAGGAUGCUGGACAUUGAUCCGGUCUUCUCCCCAGACGAACGCCACUUGAUCAUCACCUAUAACACCUCAAUCCAGGUGUACUCGACUGAAGACUCCUUGCUUGUCCGCAGGAUCGCCCUCCCCUUGACAAGAACGGACGACGACAACGAGCUCGUGUCAGCGCAUAUUGUUGCCUCGGUGUUGUCCAAGUGCGACGCCGACUACAUUUGGGUCGCGUGCUCAGAUGGACGCAUUUGGUACAUCAAUUGGACAUCUGGCUUGGGCGCAAACACUCCCUUUAAAACCGAGGCCAAGAAAGUGCUGGACGUAACUGUGGAUGCGGUGGAAAUAGGCGGGAAGUCGGAGGAUGUCUUGCUGGUUCUAAAGAGGCUCACUUGGAGCUCUGCGCAAAUAGUUGCCUACAACACCAAGGCACUAUCGACAGGCGCGGGCAAGCUUCUCCACACAUACGACGAGAGCCCGCAAUUACUACGGUCUGUCGCCGGCGGUAGAUUGAUUGUCGCUGCAGCAAAGGAGACAUUGCACCUUGGGCUGCUGAAGGCGAAGAAGGCGGCAUCUCUGGAUGAUUUGACAUAUCGCUUCCACUGCUUCGAUGUCCCGGAUAUUGUUAGCUGCUUGGACAUCCGACACACGACCCGGGUCACCAAGAAAGGAGGAAUUGAGCUCCAAUCUGUCGACAUUGCCGUCGGAUGUGCUCGGGGUGGCAUCUAUGUUUACCAUGAUUUGUUGUCCAAGUUGCCAGGGGAAGGUUCUGGGUCCUCCAAGGCAGGUGUGAUCCAGCCAAAGAAGUAUCACUGGCAUCGCCGGGCGGUACAUAGCGUCAAAUGGUCCGAGGAUGGCAACUACCUCAUUUCCGGUGGCAGCGAGACCGUUCUCGUUCUCUGGCAAGUCGAUACCGGCAGGCUUGAUUUUCUGCCACACCUUUCCGCAACUAUCGAAAACAUCGUCGUCUCGCCCCGAGGUUCUUCAUAUGCGGUUCAUCUAGAUGACAACUCGGCCAUGAUACUAUCCACGGCUGAGAUGAAACCGACCAUGUACGUCUCGGGUAUUCAGUCGCUCGUCCUGGGCGAUCGGCCAUCCAAAGAGUCCCUGGUCCGCCGAGUCUGGCGCCCUACCGAGGAGAUAGCGGCGCCAUUGGUUACCGCCGUCAACCCUCAAAUCCCGUCGCAGAUGUUCGUGUGUGUUGGAAAUGGGCAACAAGCGGCUCUAGGAGGGUCCUCAUCCACGCCACUUCUCCAGGUGUUCGAUUUGUCAUCGUUUCACGGUGUCACCAAGCAUGCGAUUGCGCGCACCAACCCUACGGACGCGAAUAUCACCAGCGAGGGCGUUCCCGUCACAGAACCGACUGCUACUAAACUCACCUUCUCUCGGGACGGCAAGUGGCUUGCCUCGGUCGACGAAUGGCAACCCUCCGAGCGGGACACAGAUGUUUUCCUAACCGGGUCAAAAACGCCCGCAGAGGCAUGCCGAGAGAGGCGCGAAAUUCAUCUCAAGUUUUGGGAGGUUGGGACGCAAGACCAAUCUCUCCAGCUUGUGACUCGCAUUAAUGACGCUCAUCAUACGGACCGAACUCAGCCAAUAUUCGACCUCGCCAGCGACCCGACCUCGUCCCAAUUUGCUACGAUUGGCAAUGAUGGGGUGGUACGGUUCUGGACUUCGCGGAUGCGCAAGAGAGAUGGACUCGCAGCCACCGGCCCCGAUGGCCAGCCAUUACGGAGUUGGUCCUGUUCUCGUACCGUUUCGCUCCCCAUCUACGAACAGCAGGAUGAUUCAGUCGAACCCCCCAAGAAGGCGCCGUGCAGUGGCGCCAUCGCAUUCUCGGAGGACGGCUCCAUCCUUUUCGCCGCUUUUGGGCCUCCCUCCGGCGCGGUGGUAGUGGCCAUUGAUACCGAGACUGGUGCCUUCCGGGACGUCGUUUCUGGCAUGUUCAGGGGCGAGAUCCGUGCCAUGAAGUCUAUGGGAUCAACGUUGAUCAUGCUGUCCGAGGAUCUGGUUGUCUACGACAUCGUGUCGGACGAGCUGCUUUAUAGCUACUCGCUGAAGGAGACGUCGGAGGCUGCCAAGCGGCUUAGCCAGCUCGCAGUCAACUAUGAAUCGCGAAGCGUUGCGCUUGUUGCGCCUGUCCCGCAUCAAAACCAGGACAAGAUGAAGAGAGGCGCGAGAUCAGAGCUUGUGAUCUUCGCCGUCGAAGGAGACGAGCCGCAGCUGAUUAAGACAUUUCCCCAUUUGAUCACAUCAGUGAGCGCUGCCCCGUCUUCAUCCGGGUUCAUCGUGGUCGAUUCGGCAGCCCAGAUCUGGUCCGUAGCCGAAGGCCCCGAGCAAGCACCCUUGCUCCAGCCCUUGGCGGAUCUAGGAGUCGAUGACGCCGCCACUGCUGGAGAACCGACCUCUGGGGAGCUCGAGCUUCAAGAGGGCGAAGCCAGCGAUGAGGAAAUGGAGGACGCCGACCAGGAUGUCGAGAUGGAGGAUGAAGACGACACCCACGCUGCUGUUGUGGCGCCGCAGCGUCUCGCCGAGAUAUUCAACGCUGCCCCGGCCUUCGCCAUGCCGCCAAUCGAAGAUAUCUUCUACCAAGUGGCCGGAUUGUUCUCGACUAAGCCAGUCAACGCUUAGUGUCGGCUAAAUUCAUCCGAUGUUUCCCCCCCCCAACCCACAAAGAAAGGGAUGGUCCGCACCACAGACUGCCUUUGUGCCGGUGCACCGGAGCCCUCUCGAACCUAUUCCAACUAUCGACAGAAUCCCAUGUCAGCAAACCAAGACAGGAAGCACCGCCGGCUUGCUUGGCGCCGGAACAGGGCCCUGGAUGAACCAAGUUUGGACAUGGCACUUCGACCACCCGGGAGCGGGGUGGGGCGGCAACGGCCGGUUCGGAGGUCACGGACGGCCCGCCCAUUCAUGUAGCGUAGUCGGCUCUGUCCUCAAACAGCCGAUGCCGAAGAUUGGCUCUCUGACUCCGCUGCC